AUGCAAGCAAGUUUAUUGACAAUUUAUUGUCUGUUCUUUUUCAUUGCCGUAAAAGUUGUGAAUGCCCAAACGUGCACAGCCUCUUCUUUGAUCUCCAAUUUUACAUCCAGUCAAGCUUUAUCCGUACGAUGCCAAGUUGGUUAUGCUGCUGACACUCAUCAAUUACAAUGUAGACCUUACGAUGUUGUCUUUAAUGAAAAUUAUGGUAAGCCAUGUAAUUUCACAAGUGAAUGUUUAUUGUCAUUUGUGUGUAGUGAUCUAUCAAAGAUUUGUGUUCCUUCCAAAUCAAGAAAACUUGGGGAGCCAUGUCUUGCAAGAGAAAGCUGUGUUGCUGACCUCGCUUGUGCCAAUGGGAUAUGUGCACCACUUGUUGAUAGUUAUGAAAAGAAAUUAGGAGAAAAAUGUAGAUACUCUGACUAUACAACUAACAAGUAUUACUACUGUGCAAGCCCAAAUAAGUGUGACUACACAACCUAUCCUAAUUACUAUUGUUUUGAGAAUGUUUACAAUGGUGUUGGAGGUUUUUGUGGUAUCAAUGAAACCUCUUUCCAAUUUGUUCUUUGUAAUCCUGGGUCUCUUUGCAAUUCUAAAACUCAAAAGUGUGUCACAACCUAUUACAAUGCAACACUUGGUGAUGCAUGCAAUACGUUCACAACAGAUUCCUUCAUUGAUUGUAAAUCUCCAUUCUAUUGUGAUGCUGGAAAAUGCUUUGCUUCAGCAUUUGUUGGAGCUGGUGAGUCAUGCAAUUACAAAAAUACUACUUCAUAUAUCAUGAAUUAUUGCAAUAGUAAUUUCUUUUGUGGUCCAGGAUCAAAGUGUGCAACAUCAAUUUCAUCUCCGUUGGGUGGUUAUUGUGGACUGAAUGGUACUGAUUACUACUCUUGUGCUUCUGGUACUGCUUCUUGUUAUAUUGAUAAGUGUGUUCCAAAUGUUAAGUCGAACGUUGGUGGAUUGUGUGAAAUUGUAAACUCUACAGGAUCAUUUUCUUGUAACUCUUCAUUAUAUUGUUUCAAUAAUACUUGUAUGGAAAAGGGUAAUUUGGGUCAAAGUUGUGAACACAAUACUAAUUCAUGCAACUUGGGUUUAGUUUGUAGAUCUGUGCUUCUUGGGAGUAGUCCAAGAACAUGUGAAAAUCCUGGCAAGAAAUAUGAUAAUUGUACAUCAGUAUCUGAUUGCCAAAGAGAAUUAUUUUGCAAAAGAUCUAAGUGUACUAACCUGAAUGGAGAUCCUGUUGGAUCGACAUGUACUUUCCACUCUGAUUGUGAUUCUGGAUUAUGCUUGAAUAACAUCUGCUCAUUGAAUUACAAUGAAACUACAUGUUCAAGUGACACAAUUUGUUCGAAUUAUGAGUCCAAGUGUUCGUGUGGUUCAGGGAAGUCAACAUCAAACAGUUCAGGAAAAUGUGCUAGUCUGAAGAGAUGUAACGCUCUCCAAAGCAAUAUCAAUGUCUGUCUUGGUAACAAUGCAAGAGGUCCUCUUUUGACAACCAUCUUUGACAAGUACAGUUCUGUUCACAAGGCAUGCGCCAAAGAAUUCUCUCAAUAUUAUUCAUGCUUAAGAAUUGGAUUGACCAAUGCAGGAAAUGUUCCUGCUUUACCCAUUUCUGGUUUAGAUAUUAAUGCAGAUUUCGAUAUUGACCCAGCUCCUACCAAGUUUUACAAGUGUGGUGCUACCAUUAGUUUAGGUACUAAUACAUGCUCAGGAAAUGGUGAUUGCGUUGCUGAUGAAGUGUGUAAAUGCUACUCUGGGUACUUUGGAUCAUAUUGCCAAAGUAAAGUUAUUCCAAAGCCAUCAAAUCCAAUUGUACCAAACAAGUCCCUAGGUAAUAAUAAUGGAGGAGGAAGUAAUAGAAAUGAAACUAAUCCUACUUCAGGAUUUGCUGCAAAUAAUUCGAAAGAAAAUCUAUUGCUGCUUACCUUUAACAUGAUCAUCUUGUUUCUGGGUAUCAGUUUCCAAUAA
This is a messenger RNA of Naegleria gruberi, 1959 nucleotides long. RefSeq lists its product as uncharacterized. The record is from RefSeq and is a predicted model, not a curated record. Lineage: Eukaryota; Heterolobosea; Eutetramitea; Acrasida; Naegleriidae. Bases 1 to 1959 code for a protein of 652 amino acids. The transcript has a single exon.